Messenger RNA from Insectozyma verbasci, 867 nucleotides. The record is from the annotation of a GenBank genome assembly. NCBI's taxonomy places the organism in Eukaryota, Fungi, Ascomycota, Pichiomycetes, Serinales, Debaryomycetaceae.
AUGUCUGAACCAGCACCUUAUGGUGGUUAUAUAGUUAAAUCAUUAGAAGAUGAGAAAUUAAAUGAACAAAAAUUAAAAGAUGAAUCAAUUGAAGUUAAUGUAGAUGGCGAAACUCAAAUAAUACGUCCAGAAUCAAUUUAUAUAAAAGGUGUAGAUUCUUUAUCAACUGAUGAAAUCAAAUCAUACAUUGAGUACUAUUUAAACUAUACAACCAAGACGGAAGAAGAAAAGAUAAUAUAUGAACAAAUUCCAUAUGAUCAACAAUUGACAUUUAAAGUUGAAUGGAUAGAUGAUUCAUCAAUAAAUAUAGUGUUUAAAACUAGUGAAGAUUCUAAAAGGGCAUUAAAAACAUUAACUGUACCUGAUAUAAAUAUAAACAAUGUUGAAGAGACUAUAUUUUUCCAAGCUGCUAAAUCUUAUAAACCAAUAAUUGAAUUUAGGAAACAACAAAGUUUAAGUAAUAGAUUAGGUUUAAAUAAUUCUGAAAAUGGGGAUACUCAGACCCUGGGUAUGGAUGAAGAUGAUACGGAUAUUGAAUUGCAAAUAAGACAAUCUUUUCAAUCAGAUAGAAAAAUUAAAAAUGCUUCUCAAUAUUCUCGAUAUUAUUUGAUACAUGGUGAACCAGAAAGAAAACCGAGAAAUAAUGGUAGAAGACAUUAUAAUAGGGAUAGAGGAGGUUCAUAUAGGCCAAAACUGAGAGGUACUGAAGUGGAUGAAGAUGAGGAUUUAUUUGCUGAUAAUUUGAAACGUAAAAAAAUGGACAUAGAUGAUGAAGAAGAAGAUUUAUUUGCUGAUAAAUUAAAAGCCAGAGAAAGAGAUCGAUCACCUACAAGGACUGUAAAUUUUGAUUCAUAUAGACAAAGAUAA